Tricharina praecox is the source of this 399-nucleotide messenger RNA. Its product is annotated as CAP domain-containing protein. NCBI's taxonomy places the organism in Eukaryota, Fungi, Ascomycota, Pezizomycetes, Pezizales, Pyronemataceae. The annotation marks the transcript as partial. The transcript has 2 exons. The record is from RefSeq and is a predicted model, not a curated record.
UUCGUCCUAUUUUACAUCUUGGCUGCCCUGGCCUUGCUGGGUAUUGCUGGAGCCAGAAACUCAACCAACGAUUUUCGCAACGAGUGCGUCUCUGCGCAUAACAAGUACCGCGAGAUUCAUGGCGCUGGUGCCCUCGAGUGGAACGAUCAGCUGGCAGCAAAAGCUGAUGAGCUUGCUAGGGAAUGCCCAGACAUGGUGGUCCCUACUGGCUACGAGAAAGCUGCGCACAGCGCGAGCGUUUCGAUCGGCUACGACAACGUUACCGCGGCCAUCAACUCGAUAUACGCCGCGAGGAAACACUACAACUUUGCCACCGGUCAUUGGAAUAGGAAGAUCGGUCAUUUCACUCUUGUCGUCUGGAGGGGCUCAAGGUAUCUCGGUUGCGCUGUCAAGCUGUGC